Molecule: messenger RNA, 4613 nt
Organism: Ceratosolen solmsi marchali
Lineage: Eukaryota; Metazoa; Arthropoda; Insecta; Hymenoptera; Agaonidae
Exons: 1
Coding region: 167-3874 (1235 amino acids)
Biological process (GO): regulation of DNA-templated transcription
Cellular component (GO): nucleus
Source: RefSeq, a predicted model, not a curated record
GCAAAACGGCCCGGUGCUGGACCGAUGGAGUAUCUGCUCGGCUGAGGAGGAGCCGCUGGUCCUACAGCAGUUCCUCAGAUUUGCCGAGACGCGUCCCUUCGUGCAGCAGCUCCUGCUCGCCGCAGGUGGUGGCGCUGGUGGUGUUUCGUCCGGUUCAUCGGAUGUUAUGUCACCGAGCAGGCGACCGUCGCCCCCGACGAUGCCGUUAGCUCAUCUACCGCCACCGCUGCAUCUAUUGCACUGUGGCCUACCACCCCCGGGUUCGAGACUGCCACAUCCUUUGCCUCCGCCCCCACCCCACUCAAUAUCGCACUCGUCCUUGUCGCCAACGACUCAGAAGCACUAUACCUCCUCGUCGGGUAGCUCCUUGACUGCAAGCAGGGCGAGUUCUCCACCAAGAUCUCUCGAGGCGGCUGGCUGUAACUUUACUUCACCGCUCAAUAGACUACAGAGUAUGCAGCCCUUUGACUUCCGGAAGCUUGGCACCCUAGGCUUACCGGCAUUCCCGCCGAUACCGGCGCCUCCGUCCACCGAAUCUCUACUGCAUUCCUCACGCAAAUCAUCAUCGAGACACCCGCAGAGUCCGCACAGCCCGACAUCGCUAAGGCCUCCCGUCCCCGUGGCUGCAGUUUCCUCGUCUUCGCUGGCGUUCGGCCAUCCACUAGCUGUAGCGGUCUCGUCGGGUGCUCUGCCACCAAGCUUCCAUGGACACUAUCCACCAUCAAUUAUGAGUAAGGCCUCCAGCAUAGGUAUGGCCGCUUCGAGCGUCGACGUGCACAGCGGCGGAGAAAAAAGCAGCGAAUUUGGCUCCGAUGACGACGAAGACGACGACGAGAAUUCCGGAAGUGCGCUUAACUUGAGUAGGAGAGAUACAGCGGCGAAGCAUAAUUCUGAACAACAGCGGCAUACAUCCAUGUCUAUGCACCACGCUCCUUUAGGUAGACCACCAGGUGUUCCGGGAAGGAAACCAAAUUCACCAGGGAAAAGACAUCAGUGGGGGGCAUCGCCGAACAUACCCCCGAACCUAGGCACACCCUUCAUCAAUCCCGCUACUGGAAAGAAGCGAGUUCAGUGCAAUGUCUGCCUGAAAACCUUUUGCGAUAAAGGCGCAUUGAAGAUUCAUUUUAGCGCAGUGCAUCUAAGAGAAAUGCAUCAGUGCACAGUCAAAGGAUGUAGCAUGAUGUUCAGCUCGAGGCGCUCAAGGAAUCGUCAUAGUGCCAAUCCGAAUCCUAAAUUACACUCGCCGCAUCUUAGGAGGAAGAUUUCGCCGCACGACGGUCGUUCAUCCAUGGCUCAUGCCCUAGUUCUACCACCGCAGGCCGGACUUCCACUUCCGCCAAGUGGUUUGAAUCAUCUACCUUUCGGAUCGUUUCCCCUGCUUACUCCGCCUCCGGAUCUCCGUUCGCCGGCCUCGCUUUGCGCUCUGGACUUCAAGCAUCUUGAUCUCUCCUCGACCCAAAACCAAGCGAGAUCGUACGAGGAAGCCGUUGCUCAGCAACGAAUGGCAACGUCAACCGUAGCUGGCACGACGACCGCAACUACAACGAGCAUUCCACCAUCGACUUUAUCGGUUAAUACAACAAUAACUACUAGAGCGUCGAGUGCUUGCAACGUCUCCGUUAUUUCACCUACAUCGCAAAACCGAUCUGUAACUCUAGAUGGCGAGGACGACGAUGACGACGACGAUGACGAUGGCAUUGUCGUGGUCGGCGAUGAUGACGGAAUUUUACCGACAGGAUUACCUAGCUUGAGAGAUGAUAAUGAUCAGCCAGCUGACUUUAGUUUGGCGAAGCGACCUAAACUUUUCCUCGGUGACCACGUGGACGACGAAUUAAUUAGCAACGCUGAUAGCAACGAAGAUAACGAUUCCAUGAGUACAGUCGAUCAACACUCAUAUACAAUAAAUGCUCACUCGCUUAAUUCGGCCUUCCAUAGCCGAGGAGUUAGAAAACGAAAAUCUCAGCAUCCGACGAGAUGCACCGUUCCCGCUGAGACGCAUUCAUCGUCAACGGAUGGAGACUCCUCGAACGAUGCAGUCUUUCAGGAUCAACCGGAAGACAUGUCGAUGUCACGAUUAGAGGCUGAAGAUAGAAAACACUCUCCUUCACCGAAGGAGCAACGUGUGGCUAGCUCGCCAAUUACUCAAAAUGAUUGCAACUCUAGAUUAUCCGACUUACAACGCGAAACAGAAUCAACAUCGGCCAAUGAUGGAGAGAAGAAACGUCGAUCGGAACACUUGCAAGAUGAACCGCGGGACUUAAGCUCGCGAGCAAGCAGCGCCAGAUCAUCCAAGAGUCUGGCUAGUCCAGAAUCAAAGUAUUCAACUUAUCAAGAUCUCACACUUAAAAGUCUAGAAAAUACUUCGGCUUGGGAACUAAAUUCUAGCGAGACAUCGACGGACGGCAAAAGAAAAAGUUCCAAACAUUCAGAAAGGAAUUCGAUGACUGGCGAAACGGAAAAAUCCUUAAAAAUAAAGGAGGAGGGUAGAAGAUACGAAGAGAAGCUUCCCAAACAGCGUGACAAUGAGAACGAAGAGCCGAUGGACGAUGUCCCGGAGAACAGCGGUAGCAACAUUCUUGACGAGGAUAUGGAGGACGAGGACGCCGAGGCAGAAACAGAGACCGAGGAGGCUGAGCGAACGCUACGCAAUCAAGAAGGUGAGCCCACCCUGGUUACCUCUCGUGCCCCAAGCUCGAUCGACAGCCACCCGACCACUGCCGACGACCUAUCCCUCGACUCCUCGAAUGCUUUGCGUCAACUCGAGUCCUUGUCGCAGGGUCGCAUCACGCUGCCGUACGGCUUGGCGGCGCGGGAGGUGGAAGUGCUGGAGGAGGAGGAGGAAGUCGAGGAGGAGGAGAUGGAACAGGGGGCGGAGGAGGAGGAGGAGGCGGUGGAGGAGGAGGAGUCCACGGAGGAGGAGAAGGUGCCUUCGAGGUCUGGCCAUCGCUCUAUCAGCCCCGCCAGCCUCACGAUGCACCAGGACAUCACCCUGGACAACUCCUCUCAUGGCUCACGCUCAUCCAGCGCCUCGCCCUCCACAGCGGCCAUGGAUAUGGACAAUAGUCUCGUGGCUUACGCGCGUUACGAGAACGGCGGCUUCGUCGUCAGCGGACAGGACGUGCCUCUGGACCGAGAGAAUCCCCGCAGGUGCACCGCCUGCGGCAAAGUCUUUCAGAAUCACUUUGGCGUCAAAACCCACUAUCAGAACGUGCACCUCAAACUCAUGCACAGAUGCAGCGUCGAGGGCUGUAACGCGGCCUUCCCUUCCAAACGCUCGCGCGACAGGCACUCGGCCAAUUUGAAUUUACAUAGAAAGCUACUCUCUACGUCGUCGAGUCCGCCGCUCUCGACUUCACUGCCGUCAAAUCUCUCUCCAAGAGCCGAUGACCCGCAGCUAAAUCCGAUGCUGCAUAGCGAGUUCCUAGCGAGGCUCUACGCCGAUGCCGGAAUCGGUCCACUCGGACCCUAUCCCCUUGCGCCGGCUGGUUUGUCCAGUGCCGCCAUGGAUUUGGCUGCCAGGAUUCCGGCACCCCAUCCAUUGUUGCUGCCAACGCAGUUAGGUGCCACAUUUCCUGGACUCUCUUCGGCUUUUGCCAGUCACUUUGCCGGGUUCAACGGCUUGGCACAUCAGCGUCUUAACCAUCUGAACCAGCUGACAAGGCUGGCGCAUGAGCACGAUAACCGUCCUGCAGACUCGCCGGACUCGCCCUCGAAUGCUGUUUUAGACGAGCGAAGGAAUGUCGGCAAAGAGGAGGCAAGAUGCACGGUGCCGGGCUGUCAACGCGUCUUCAUAUCACAGGCCGUAAGGGAUGCACACUCGCGUGACCCCCAAGCUCACAGGGAUCUGCCGAUUAUUUCAUCCAGUGGGUCGUGACCGUUUCUAAUGCAUCGCGCAACGAUGCCGCUUGGGCGGGUCUAUCCAUUACUGUGAUGCCAAAACGCUGAUGUUUUAUGGAAUUAUACUGUGCAAUAAGCUACGAUAGGAGUCGGAAGGACUUUUCUUUUCUUAGACGUAUGUGAUGAUGUCCUUCUUUCUCGAUUUCGCCAUGAUUUAUGUAGCGGCGAAUCGCUUUGUACUAUACCUCCAAUGAGCAGUGUUUUCAUUUCAUGGAUGACACUUAUAGUCUGAAAAAAUUGUAUAAAUGAUUUAAAGAGUAUGUUGUAAGAUAAAAAAAACUGAACAUAAUAACCUCGAAUAGCUCUCCAUCGUUUACGAGAUAAUGUUUCGUCCUCAUUUUAAGAGUAGUAUAAUAGCGCGUUAAAUCGUGCAGCUCGUUGUGUUAUGUGCAAAUUUUGUUCGUUAUAAGCUUCGCGUAAUGAGAAAUUAUAAGACAAAGAUAUUUCAAAAACGCGAUCGGCCGAGUAUUUCCAAAAUAUAAAAAAAAACGAUAAGGGUAAGGCGGCGGCAAAAAUGUCAGCGUUUGGCCCCUUAUCGUUAUUGUGAUAACGUCAAUGGUCUGUAGCAAAAAUAAGAAAAAAUAUGCUGUCUGCUUAAUCCAUUGAAUAAAUUAGUAUCAUCACUGUAUAUACGCACACCUAAUCGAUGUAUCGCGUAACAAUUGUUAAAUUAUAUGGAAUUUAAAUGCAUGUAUAUAUAUAUAUAUAUAUAUAUA